Molecule: messenger RNA, 2443 nt
Organism: Lonchura striata (white-rumped munia)
Lineage: Eukaryota; Metazoa; Chordata; Aves; Passeriformes; Estrildidae
Source: RefSeq, a predicted model, not a curated record
GCGCCGGGCGCCGCGGGGCCGCCGCCGCUGCCGCGCCGGGAGCGCAGGUGGGGCGAGUGCCAGGACACAGUUCUGCCGGUGGGCUAUGAGGCAGGAGUGGAGAUUUUGAUGCCUCUCCCAGGAGUCCCCAGAGCCAUGACUGCAACUGUGCAGACGCUGCGGUUCAAGCUGCUGCCGCACGAGCCAGGCCAGGAGUGGGGGCACAGCUGCCAGCAGGAAAUUGAGCGUCGCUACCAGGUGGUGCCCUCAGUGGUGUGCGCCAUGUGCUGCCUUUUUGGCAUCAUCUACUGCUUUUUUGGCUACCGCUGCUUCAAGGCUGUCAUGUUUCUGACGGGUCUGAUGUUCGGCUCUAUCAUCAUCUUCAUGCUCUGCUACAAGGAGCGGGUGCUGGACACACAGCUGAGCGUGGAGGCCUCAGUGGGCAUUGGGUUGGGCAUUGGAGUUUUGUGUGGGCUGGUCACCAUGCUGGUGCGCAGUGUUGGCCUCUUCAUGGUGGGGCUGCUCCUGGGGCUGCUGCUGGCGGUGGCCACGCUGGUGGUGAUGGAGCAAUUCUACCACCCACCAACGGUGUGGAUCCCCAUCGCACUGCUCUUGGGUGUGGGGAUGCUCUUUGCUGUCCUUACACUGCAGUGGCAGCGCUUCUUCACCACCCUCUCCACCGCCGUCUUCGGCAGCGCCAUCAUGACCGUCACUGUCGACUACUUCAUCGAGCUCUUCCUCCUGGUGCAGUACAUCUAUGAGCGCAUCAAGGUGGCCCCUGCUCGCCCCGUGUGCUGGUACAGCUGGGUCAUCCUGGGCAUAUGGCCGCUCCUCACCACACUGGGUGUCCUGGUCCAGUGGAAGGUCACAGCUGAGGGCUACUCCCAUACAGAAGUGAUCAUCAGCCGGCAGCAGCGUCGCGUGCAACUGAUGCGCAUCAAGCAGCGGGAAGACCGAAAGGAGAAGAAGAAGAAGCGGAGACCCCACCACCCACCACCCCACCAGCACAAAGCCCACCCCCCCGAGCCUGCUUACCGCCGCAAGCCCAACCCUGUGCGCCGCUUUGAUGGGGACGUGCUCUCCCCCGUGAGUCCCGCAGCCAGGAGCUACAUCCAGAGUUUCCGAGAGCGGCAGACAGGACCAUCGCUGAACAGCCUCAUCGCCAGCUCCCAUGCCGUGGUGGACCUGGACUAUGACUGCAGCUCCACCGUGCCCCUCACCUCGGGCUCUGGCCCUGCUGUGAGGGUAUAAGCCAACCCAGUGACCUCAAGCAACACCAGCACCCCAGCCUGCUCUGACAGAACCCCUGAGACAGGCAGGGCUUUGUCCUCGGCACCAAGUGGCCACUUGUGGCUUAGGGCUGCAGAUGGAAACCUUUCUUGGAGACACAUGGGACUUGUCUGGGGAAGCCCCAGCUGCCAGUGGGGCACAAAGGUGCUGGGGAAGCCCUUUGGCAGGGACUCAGCCCAAGGACCAGAACCCAUGGACGUGCAGUGCAAGUGGCUCUGCUGGGGUGGUGGGUCCCUGAGCCCCCACCUCUGUGCAUUACCCUGUGGCCCGGGCACGCUCAUCCUGCAUCUUAACGUUUCCCCAUAUUUGAGCCCCCCCUUCCCAGGAGCAGUUCCCCACCCCAUUGCACCCCAGCAACUCCCCAAGUGCCUGUCCCCUAUGUUCCUUCCUCAAAGAGCAGGUCCCAUGGCCCUUUUCCCAGCAGGGAAUCCCCCAAGCAUGUGAGCCCUGUCCCACCCUGUCCCCAAGAGCAGCUCCCAGGCAGUGCUUCCUAAAACCUGCCUCCUUAGAAGAUCCUCCUGCCCUAGCCACCUUCCCUACACCCCAGAGCGGCUUGCCACUCCUUUUUCCCAAGCUGGAACGGGGUGGUCCUGGGGCAGAGACUGCCACGGCCAGGUGGUUCCCAAGGUGAUGCUGGCAAUUGGUGCCUGUCCAGCAGGAGCUGCGCUGGCAGGGUGCAUCCCCCACAAAAUGUUUUGAUGGGAGACAGGACAUUGGCUCCAGCCGUUGGGCAAAGGCUGGGCUGCCUCAGGGAUGCGGGGACCCCUGCAGCAUCAGAGACCGUCGCUGUUUUGCUGGCGACUGGAUUUUUAUAGUGGCCAGGGGACCCUGGGGCAGGGCAGGGCAGGAGCCCCUGCCCAGAGCACUGCUGCGGGCAGAGGCUCACGCCUUGUAUAUAUUUCUCUUGCUGUGAUUUGUAUUAACUUAUUACGGAGUGAGCCAGAAUUCCCCAUGGCCAGGCAGGCAGGAUGGUGGUGAGACUGGACCGGGGAGCCCUCUGCUUUGGGAGCACCCCCAGCCCAGCCCAGCUGGCCCCGCUGCCCCAGGAACUGCAUGUUUCUGCCAGGCACCCCGUUCCCGCAGCGUUGUGCUGCCAUCCCCCUUUUCAGUCUCUUUUGUAAAUGUGCCAAACGCUGUUGAGGCCUCGGCCACACAGUAAAGAGCCUUUCGGAGU